Molecule: messenger RNA, 709 nt
Organism: Centruroides sculpturatus (bark scorpion)
Lineage: Eukaryota; Metazoa; Arthropoda; Arachnida; Scorpiones; Buthidae
Exons: 4
Coding region: 92-709 (205 amino acids)
Source: RefSeq, a predicted model, not a curated record
CGGAAAUUGUGUGAUAAAACCUUGAUUUUAAUUCUUUAUUUCCUCAAGUGACUGAAGAGGUAAAAGUAGCACUUGUUUUGCAAGUAGAAUCAUGAUGAUGUUUUUGCUGCCGUUCUUCAUUUUAAGUUUAAUUCCAAAACAACCCGGAAAUUGUGUGUUCGAAGGAAUUGAAAAUAUUGUGAAUGAAAAUCUUAAUUUUGAAACUUUAUUUCCUCAAGUGACUGAAGAGUUAAAAGUAGCACUUAUUAAUAUAACAGUUGGGUUACCGCAGUGUCUGGAUUCGAAUAAUUUCCCUUCACUCGGCUGCGAAAAUGAAAUAGACGGCGGAAGUAACGUGAUGUCAAGUGUAACAUAUAUAUCGUGCCUGUUAAAAAAAGUUUGUUACAAAAAUGAUACGGCUAGUUUAGUACAAGCGGCAAACUGUCUUUCAGCACUAAUUUUAAAUAAACUACCGGAUCUGUUAGAAAGUAUUGGAAGAAAUGUUACAGCAAAAAUAGACGAAUGUCUUGCUAGUAUUACUGCCAAUAGCCGUAAUGGACUUACGGAUUGUAAUUUGAUCGAUAACAUUCUAAAAUUAGAUAUUCAAUCUGCUUUAGAUAAUAUAGAAACAAAUAUUAUCGAGAAGAUAAAAACCAAUUUCGUAACUUUAUUAAAAAUUCUUAGUGGAGAUAUGGAAGCAAAAUGUGUAAUUCCCUUAAAAAUAUUAUAA